This is a messenger RNA of Saxophila tyrrhenica, 1188 nucleotides long. RefSeq lists its product as uncharacterized. The transcript has 4 exons. The record is from RefSeq and is a predicted model, not a curated record. Bases 1 to 1188 code for a protein of 395 amino acids. NCBI's taxonomy places the organism in Eukaryota, Fungi, Ascomycota, Dothideomycetes, Mycosphaerellales, Extremaceae.
AUGGCUACCACCAGCCAGCCUCCCUACACCAAAUGGAGCGACACAGAUCAUGCUGGCCCGGUCAUCAUAGUCACCACGCUCUCUCUGCUGUACUGGGUGGUCGCGGGCGCUGGGCAGCAGCUCCUGUCUUACUCCUCGGGGCUGCGAUACACAUGGGCGGACGGUCUCUUCAGCUGUUCUAUGAUCUGCGGCUUCAUCCAGUCGGUGCUCAUAUUAGUCGGCGCACACUAUGGUCUGGGGAAGUCAUCCAGCGUAAUAUCGCGCGGUGAUCUCUCCACUGCUGAAGAAGUCUACAAAGUUGGCAACAUCUUCUACAUUAUCACACUCGGCCUCAUUAAGUGCUCCGCGGCUUGUUUCACCGCGAACUUGACAGUCAAGAACUUGGGGUCUCUGCGACAAAUCGCCGGUAAACAAAUGAUCGGCCUGUACGGCUCGGUCGCUCUCGCAAUAGCUUGGUCAAUUGGCUCGAUUGUGGCCCUUGCAGUCCCAUGUCCCAGCUACGGUGGACACGCGAAUAACGCAGGGAUGUGCUUGGGGACCAUGUCAAGAUGGGUCGGUAUCUUCAUCGGGGACGCCAUAACCGACCUUGCGAUUGUGGUAUUCGCUGCUACGGUUAUCUGGCGCACGAAGGCGUCGAUUGCGAAGAGGUUGACGUGGUACAUCCCAUUCUUGGUCCGGGCAUGCGUCCCCCUAUGGGCUGGCUUGCGCCUCCUGACCAUCAACAAGCAAAAGCUCACCGAAGACCCCACAAUCGGAGUCUGGCUGUUUGUCUGCUUCAACCAAGUCCAGAUCCUCCUUGCCCUUAUCGGCGCCGCUUCCCCCGUCCUCAAGAAGGCCAUGAGCGAUUUGGUAACGAACUUCGGCGCCAGUACCGACAGCCAGGCCCGCUCUGGCAACGGGCGCAGCUUCGCCUUGAAGUAUCUCAAGAGCAAACGGACUUUCCGCUCGAACAACGACUCGCAGCCCACGGACAGCAACGGGAGUAAAAUACGGCCCUUGCCGUUUGGAGGCCCAGGGGUGAGCGGUGCGGCGAUGAUUAGCAGGAACAGGCCAGAGGAGAAGCUGCGGAGUGAUGGGGAUAGUCAGGAGGGCAUUAUUCGGCAGGACGAUUACGAGGUCAGUUACUUCCACACGGAUAAUGAUCGGGAGCCGGUGAUGGAGGAUGGGGGGUACAACAAGUACCGGUAA